CAUAGUACUUCGGUCAGAUAUCAACAGAAAAAUGGCUACUUUGUGAAACAGAAACAAAUUCUUUGACGCAGCGAUUAAUACAGCUAUAACAGAAAAAUGGCGAAGAAUGUACUGAUGUCAGUUUGUUACAAUGGGGAUGAGGAGUUUGUUGACAUGCUAGAAAUUUCAUACAACACUGUCUGGACGGAUUUAGAGGCCAUGUUUAAGGCAAGACUUGACAGUGACAGGGUAAAUGUCAGUUACAUGGAUGUGGACAAUGACGAGGUUUCUAUUGGAAGUCAGGAGGAACUUUUUGAAGCUUUUAGGAUGGCAAUGAAGGUGAAGAACAUGUUACAAGUGAAAGUAAUGCCUCUAUCCCCUGAAACCCCAGUGUUUAGAAUGCCAGAUGUGGAGGAUGAAGAGGAGGGACGUCCCCUCGAGGUACCGCAACAACAGGUCAUAGACAGGGAAGAUGAGCCUCUUGACCUAAGAGAGAUUUGUCCAGACCCGCAUGUUGCUAUUCCGAUGCCUGAUGUUGAAACAGAAUCAGAAAGGUACCAGUCUGGUGAAUAUGUGAACCAGUCUAUGGUUGAUGAUGAGAUCCAGUCUAGAGUCGAAGCGGGAACCAAUAAAGAUGAAGUUGUCCAUAAAACAGAAUCUGAGCUGGAAGCCAGCAAGAUUAUAUUUCCUGAUUCAAGUGAACAAUUUGUUGCCAACUCUGAAGGAGCGCAAUGGGAAGUAUUACAUGAGGUAGAAGCCGGGCGCAAGGAAGGAAGUAGUGAUGAACAGACAGAUAGAUCAGAAAAUCUUCUUCCCUACUCAGAAUUUGUCACUUUCAUGACUAAGCUUAAGAAAGACUUACGGACCGAGAUAGUUCGAGAUGUAACAAGAAAAACUGUGAAGCAAGUAUUAAAGGGUCUAGAUGGCGCUGUAAUAGAAUCCUUACAGGGGUCUUCACUCUUGCAAGCAGGGGCCAAUACAGCAAUUGCAGGGUCUUCUAAAACACAAACAAGUGAACAUCCUGUGUAUGUACAUGACGGUGUGUACUGUGAUGUCUGUAACUGUGUUAUUGUUGGACCAAGAUAUAAAUGUGGAAACUGUCUUGAUUUUGAUUUGUGUGAAUCUUGCGAAGACAAACCUGGUUCUCACAACCCUGAUCAUGUGUUCGUAAAGAUUCGAAGACCUUGUUUCCGAGUUGGGGUUGCAGCUGACGGGGUCAGGAAGCCUCUUCUUAAAACUUCGAUCUACCGAGCACAGAGAAAAUGCGGAACAAAGCUUUUGAUUCCGAUUUACGGGGAAGGGGAAGAAGAUCAGAACGAUGCUAACUCUAAACUAGAAAGUAAAAUGAAGGGAAAGAUUGCUCAAAAAGAUGAAAAGAAAAGACAGAAAACAGAGAAGAAGAUUGAGAAAUUGAAGCGUAGAGAAGAGAAGCUGAAGAGACGUAUAGAUAUAUUUAGUGAAUCUCCGAUGAAGCGAGAGAGACUAGAGAUACUUGAUGAUGAUAACACUGUCAGAUAUGAUUUCUACAAAGUAAUGAUGAACUCUGUGUUCGUUUCCGAGGUAACGAUACCGGAAAAUACCAAGAUGCAGCCUGAGACAAAAUUUGUAAAGACUUGGAGAAUGAAGAAUGAUGGUGACGGGGUUUGGUCAUCAACUACAAAGCUGAAAUUACAGUGGGGCAACAUUCCCACCCCAUGUGCAGAAGUUAAUGUACCUGAAUUAAAGCCAGGAGAGGAGGGCAAUGUCAGUGUGGAUUUUGUGUCACCUACACAACCAGGUGAAUACCAGAGUCAUUGGAAGUUACAGGAAAAUGGUAUGCCAUUUGGUGCCCGGGUUUGGUGUACAAUAAUUGUUGUCCCCAGGGAGAUGCUGGAACCAACCUCAGAUCAAGAAGACAGUCUUAAGGUUGUCAUGGCAACAUCCCAGAAAUCUGAAAAGGAAGAAGAAAUCAAGGAAGAAGCCAAGGAGCAAAUAGAAAUUGCCUUCAGGUCAAAAGAAGAAGAAGAGCAUUUGAGAGAAGUAUUUGUUAAAAGAGAUGUUGAACCAGUCCAAAAAGAAGUUCAGAGUGAUGCCAGUCAACAGGAAGUUGUAGAUGAAGCAGCAAACCAGACUGCUGCUGAACGCAAACAGGAAGUAGAGAACCAGGCUGUAGCAGAUGACAAACAGGAAGUAACAAAGGAUGAUGGGAUUCAGGAUGAGAAAGAAUCAUUGACAGAUGAGGGUUAUGUUGUUUAUGCAAAACAUGGAGAAGCAGACGCUGAUGUAACUGAAGUGGAAAAAGAUAAAGCCAAGGAGAUGGAACAUUCUCAGAGCAUAGCAGAAGAUUUAAGUACAGCUGUGGCCCGGCUUUCUCUAGAGAAUGGGGAGAAGAGAGAGGGGAAACAAUCUGUAUCAUACACCACUACACCCAAUAAUACACCCUUUGAUGUAACCCCAUUGAAAACUCCAAACCCGGAGCCAGAAGAUGAACAUGUAGAGGUUGAAGACGAGUUUGAGAUGAAACCAUUGUCUAACAGUAGUAGUGUUGAACUGGUGACAUCACCUGACAACGAGGAGGUCCAGGAACCACAUGGCACAGCUGCUCAUUCCUACACGAGAGAACGGAUGGAGAGUCUAGAACUUAAACCAGAUAUUGAUCUAGAGUCAGUAAGCAGUUAUUCUGAUGAAGACGACGAUGAUUCCUUGCUAUCAGACAGUGAUUAUAUUAUUGUACCGCUACCCGACUGUUUUGAUCUGACCAAACCUCUGAAGGAGUCAACCAUCUCGAGCUACUCCAACUCAAAUGUUGCUGAUACCGACUUUGAUUUCUCCUUGGAUGACAACCAGAACAUGUUAGACAGUCACAAUAACAGACAGUCUGUUGAUGACAUUUUGACAGCUUCAAGCUCAAUACCAGCUAGGCCUUUGAGCCCAACUCAGGCAGUUGAAACCCCUCCUAGCUCUCAAAAUGAACAGAAUUCAACAGAAGCCACACCCUUUGUUGUGGACACUGUACAAGCCACGCCUCUUACAAGAAGUAAUGAUGGUAGUGCUUCAAGUGAUGGCGGGGCUAAGGGAGAUAACUCUGAUGUGAAUGGUAACUCUAUGAUUGGUGGGGAGACUGCAGAUAGUAGUGGAAAAGGCGACUCUGUUGUGAUAAUGAUUGGGUCAGCUAUUGAUCAAGGAGCAGUUAGCUCCCCUGUGUCUACUGAUACCAAUACUUUACAAGAGGGAGCCACUGGUGAAUUGGCUUCAGGGGCUGCAUCUGCUCAGAAUACGGAAGCGGCUGACAAAGAGCAAAGAGAGGUAACUGAUGAUGAGACUGUAAUAAAAGAACCGGUGUCCGCGUCUGCCCAGAUGCCAGAAAAUGUGAGAUUUGUCAAGAAAGGUGGACAAAAUGCACAGGGAAAGACGGUAGACUUUGCCCCUGAGUUUGCCAAUCAACUUGUUGCUACGGCAGUUAAUGCUGCUGGUCAGGCCUAUAUCACAGCUAAAGCAGUGUUCAAAACAUGGCAAGAUAAACAGCAGGAUGCCAAACUGCAGCAACAACAGGCAAAGGCCGCCAGACCUAAAUCACAACCCAAAGGCUGGAAACCGGCUGGAACUCAGUAUACCCCGCCUAAAGAGGAAGAGUUCAAAGUUCCCCAGUCUGAUUACAAACCCCCACAGUCUGAAUGGACUCCACCAAAAGCUGAAUAUAAACCCCCGACAGAUAAUUGGAAGCCCCCGUCAGAUAAUUAUAAACCCCCGACGUCUAAUUGGAAGCCUCCAGUCCAGUCUGAACCAGCUCCCCGUAAAGAUCAAUGGAAACCCCCAGCUGAUGGACCCAUGGAACAGCUGAUUGAAAUGGGAUUUAUUGAGACAGAUUUGAAUAAGAGACUUUUAGUGAAGCAUGAAAAUGACCUUGAGAAGGUCAUUCAGGAGCUGUUGAGCAUGAAAAAUAAGGAUUGGUUCGUGUAAAAUUAAACAAUACAAAAUACAAACAGUUUUUGAUUGGUUGAUUAAUACAUAUAUAUAGCUAUAUCAAUAUAGUCAAUAUUUAAACAAACAAAAUUUCUUGUCAUUAUUAUAUGUUUAAACCUUAAAACAGAUAACGAAAAUUGAUAUCUUAAACACAAUGACCAGAAAAUGAACACAAAUUAAAGAUCUGAAACUCAAUUAUCAAGAAAAUAACAGUUCUUUAUGAGCUCUGAAUAUGGAAAUAAUUUGAAUAUUAAAAAAAAAACUAACAACAGGCAGAUAAGAAUAUUAAAAUUGACAGCAUAUUGCUGGUUUGUCAUGUUUUGUUUCCUUGAAAAUGUCUACCUUGAGGGGGAUUGAUAUUCUAUUGAACUAUAGUUGAAGAUUAUUGUUUUUGCUUAUGCACAAAAUAAUGUGAUUAUAUGUAACUUAUUUUCUCUUCUAAAUAGUACCAAUAUAUAAAUCUUGAGAUCAGGAUGUCCUCACAAUAUUUAAUAACUGACAUACAUCAUGCUGUAGUAGUAUGCUUUUACAAGAGUAAAUGUAAUAAAAAUGUCUUUGUUGUUUAAAACAUUAAUAGUAGAAAUUUGUUUGUCUGUAUAAAACAUUAAAAUAUUUGACUUAGAUUUUUGAAUUGUUUUGAAAAAGUCUUUCAGGUGAGAUAGAUUGAAGAGAGAGUUACAUUUGAGCCACGUCAUGACAAAACCAACAUAGUGGGUUUGCGACCAGCAUGGAUCCAGACCAGCCUGCGCAUCAGGAUCCAUGCUGUUCGCUUUCAGUUUCUCUAUUUGUAAUAGGGUUGGUAAGCGAACAGCAUGGAUCCUGAUCAGACUGCGCAAUGCGCAGGCUGGUCUGGAUCCAUGCUGGUCGCAUAUGCAUAAUGUUGAUUUUGUCAUGUCACGGCUUAUUUCCUGUAAACAUACUCAUUGUAAUAAGUUCAUUCUUGCGUAAAAAAAACAACUGCUCCUGCAAAUAUAUAUUAAAGGAACUCCACUUUGGUCCAAACAUAAAAGUUGCAUUUAGGUCCAAACAUAAAAGUUGAAUUUUGUACAUAAAUCAACUGGAGCACUUAAAACAGAAAGAUGUGCAAAAUAAUAAUUAUUUUAGUGAAAAGCAUAGUUAUGUUGUUUUCAGAAUUUGAAUAAUAAUUGUGAAAAAAGGGAGUGAGUGAAUAAAGAUAAAUCUUGCAGUUAUUUGUAUGCCUACAUCAUGUAGAUCAUUAAUCUCGGAAUAAUAUUUCCAGUACUGUCAUGUCAAAAAACCUUAGUGGAGUCCCUUUAACAUAGAAGAAAAUGUGCAUUUAUUGAUAAGGUUAUGAAUGACAACAUGCCGUGCUUGCUAGGACUUUUAAAAUGUGCCCUCUAGUAGGUUCAAGUCUGCCAGAUGUAUUUUCUAGAUUUAGUCAGCUACCUAGCCAACUGUGUUUAAAUAUCGUUUUGAUUAUUCAUGCCCCAAUUAUCAAUAGAGAGGCAUUAAAGGGGCCAUACUCUCCUGACCACAAUUAAAAUCUGAAGCCAACAUUUCACCUUGAGAGCGUCAUGGUCGCUAACAUGCACAACCAAAUGGAAAUAUUUAAUUGAAUGAUAUUGGAAUGAGUAUAUAUACAAUGUUAAAUGUACAUAGAGCUAGAUGUGAGAGAGGAGUUUUUAUUACCCAUUUAUUAAAACAAGCCUGUACAUAUUGUUGUAAAUAUUGCCGUUAUAUUUGUUGUAGAAGGUAAAUAAAUAUUUCUGGAUCUAUAUGUUUAAGCAAAAUUUUGAUUUAAAUUGUUGUUGUUUAUUUUGUGUUUUUACUUCUUAGUGCUUGUGAAUAAAAUGUGCAGCCACCCCUUUUACUCUGAUCCCUUUAUGCUUAAUAAUAUAAAAUCAGAAAUUUUCGUGAGAGUUUUAAAUUUUGACAAUUUUUGCAAUUUUAAAAAUGUUCACCAUGUAUUAAGUAUCAUAUGACUUAAACAGAAAUGAAUGUAGAAAUUGAUGAAUACCAUAAAAUCCCGAUUGAACGCCCCUGGGGGCAUAACAUUUUUAAAUGUUUUAAGCGUUUAAUAAAGAUAAAAUAUGCUUGUCCAAAAAAAAAAUCUAACCUAGUAAAUAAGUUUCACAAAAGAUUUUGACCUUGCGAAAAUAUCUGAUUCUAGAGUAUAUUAUCACUAGUUAUAUAUUAAAAUGUGCAAUUAUCAACCUUUUCAUCAUUUUCCACUAGUAAGAGAUAUGAUUUUUUUAUUAUUGUAAAAUUGUUCAAAACAAAUUAUAUUGUUUUGAAUUAUUGUUGUUUUUGUUGUUGUUUUUUUCAAUGAUUUCAUAAAAUAAGUAAUGAUCCAAGAUUUUUAUUGGAUAUUAUCAGUUUUAUGGUAUAUAAGCUUAUUUUUCAAUUGGUUGAAUGUAAAUUGAAAUCAACGAUACUUACGUUCAAGCAAUUAAUUGGAAUAAAAAAACUUGGAGUCUGAGGUUAUAAAGAAACUUUCUAAGCUUAAACUCAGAUCUCUGGUAUUUCAUUGGCCAGAAACAAUUGACUGAAUAAACUCUGACCAAUGAAAAUCAUGAGAUUUUAGAGAGAUCUGUAUAUUAUUUUUUAUUUCUUAAGGAAAUGCAAUCCUGGCUCUUAAUAUAAUGAAUCAGCUUUGAAUUAAGUCAAUGGUCAAGUUAUUUAUAGUCUUAUCAUUUACCUUGUAAUGUUACAGAGUUACAGACCUUGGACCUGUGUUUUACUCAUAGUCACAUUCUAUGCUUUGGCUAAAUUGUAGAUAUUGUAUGUGAGUGCUUGAAAAUAUUACAAAUCAAACUAAGUAAUGGUUACAUCUGAAGAUACGAUUUACCUUGUAAUGACCAUGAAAUUGUUGUGUGCUUUAUAAUGGGAUAGACAGGUUUAAAUGGGUGUUGAUGGUAGCUUGCAUUUUCUAGAAGUACUGUACCAUCCAUAAACAAGCUCGGCCAAACCCAGCCUGCAAAAUUUUCAAUUAAUGAUGUGCUUUUGGGGUUCCUUAUUUUUCUCUUAUUUUAGAAUUAAAUUUAUUUUCAUGUCAUGGACAAAGGAUGUUCAAAAAGGUAGAAGCUAUUAUAUUAAGCCUGUUAUCUUCAGUUUUUAAAUGUCUUAGAUUAUUUUAUUGUAAGAUGAGGUACAUAACAAGUUAUUUCAAUAACCUUAUACCUGUAACAAAUAUAUAUCUUAGUGCUUAUAUUUUCUCCUCUAUAUGUGGUUUAAGUUGAUUUUAUUAUAACUUUUUUUUGUUUGUUUUUAUAAGUGUUUAUUUAGAGUUGAACUGUAUUUGUAUAUGAAGAAAUGGAUCAGAUAUGUUUAUAAGUGAUUGUAGUUAUAAUAAUAAAUAUUUUAAAUACUAAAUAUACUUUCAUUUUGUUGACAAAGGACUUCGAAUCACAAAUUUCAUAACUUAGAAGUAAGAUAAUCUGACUAUAUUAACUUUAUUAGGUGAUUUCUGGUUUUGACCCUUGGUGUUGCUUUAAAUUUGUAGCACCCAAAGUUUGCCAAAAUAAUCUUGCUCCUGCACUUCUGACCUUUGCAGAUAAAAACAAACAAACAAACUUUUAUUAUAAUUGCAGUGGUCAUUUAGGAACUAUGUGGUUAAUGUUAAAGGCAUAUACACUGAAUUUAUUUAGAAUUGCAAUGGUUGAAAAAAUAUAAUAUGAAUUCAAUUUGAUAACAUUAACAAAUGACAAUGUAAUUGACAUUUCUCAGAUAUACUUACAUAUAAUAAAUAAAGCAUAUAUUUGUCUGUAACUUAUUUACUUUACUUAGAUUGAGUUUCGUGAAAAAUGAAAUAAAAUUUAGAUAUAAUGAUAAAAUCGAAUCAUAGCAUUUCCAUGGACAUCUAUGAAACAUAAAGAACCUAUAUAUAUUAGCUUGUAUCAAAAGGCACAAUUUCUUGUCUGAUGAAAAUGCAAACCUGUGAAAUACAUGUAUAAUGGAUUAAUGGCAUGUUAGAAUCUCGUCUUGCGAGGAAGUUAUCACUGUAUGUUAAAUAGGGGUGGCAACGUUUAAACGGGUAUGGUCGAUUUUUAGCUAAAAACAGUUAGAAAAAUCCAUAACUGGUAACCAAGGUAAGUAUUUGACUAAGGGGCAGAAAUGUUUUAAAUUGAUUCUUAAUAUUUAGUUUUUUAUGACAAAAUACAACAAUUGUUUGUAUUUUAGUUGUUUUCAACAAUGUAUUUUUUCCGAUCUGAUCGAAUACAGUAUGACCCUAGAAAAAAAGGUUACUCCAUAUUCGGAUAUGUAUUGUAAUCAUUUUUGAGUACAACAAAAUAUGAACAAUAUGGCAUAUCUUGAUAUAUAUAAAGAAACAAAGUUAAUGUUGAAAACCUAAGGAUUUUAUUAGUAUGGUGGGUUAAACGUUUAACUCGGUUAUUACGUCGCUGUUUAAACAGUUAGCAUUUUUUCUAACCGUGACACCCCUAAUGUUAAAUGAUAGGUCAUAAAAGUAGCAUUUUGGAAAUUGUAACUUGACACCAAAUGUAUAUGAGAAAAAUAAAUUCAGGAUUUUUUAAAAGCUUUGACUUAUACAUGACACAACCAGUCACUUUACAAAAUAGCGAUGCCAAGAUAAUACUGUAUACAAUAUUGUUAUUCAAUUUUUGUAAAUUUUAGACAAAUAAAUAUGCUGCAUAAUUUUGAACUUGUACAUUAACACAGUUGUCCCCCUUUGAUCUGACCCAGCAUUUUAUACCUGUCCCAAAAUAGACUUUUCUGAUAAAUAAAGAAAUUUUCUAAAGAAACAUCAAAGUAACUGCCUGCCUUGAAUCAUUGAAUAUUUGUUGUGUCUAAAUGGAUCAUUAUUUUUUGUUGUCAACAUAUAUUUUAAAUUGAAUAUGGUUGCCAUGGAAACAUGGUGAAAAUCCCGGCAUGAGAUAGUGCUAAAAUGUAUAUAAAUUAUUUGUUAUCAUAGGUAUAAGCUCAUUCUCAUUUUCGAUUAAAUGUUGGGGGAAAAAGUUUGUGUCAGUAUGCGAUAGGAUUAAUGUAGUAAAGUUACUGUGGUAAUUGAUAUAACAAGAAGUAAAUUUUCAGUGGUAAAGUUACUGUGGUAAAAUUAAUGUGGUUGUCAGUAUGGUAAAAUUGUCAUAAUUUUAUUUUGUCAUUAAAAUAUUCACAAAAGUUAAUCUCAUCAGAUCCUGUAUACAUAUAGUUAGAUAUAAAACAAUGGUGAUUAAUUAAGUAAUAUAAUUGUAACAUGUAUUUAAUUAUCAAUAGUUUGAUAACUUUGUUUAGUGAAAUGACGCUAGUAUGACAUUUAUGAAGGUAUUAAAACAAUGGUAGGAUACUUUGUCAUUGUGCACCUGCAAAAUGCUCCCAUGUCAUUGUGCACCUGCAAAAUGCUCCCAUGUCAUUGUGCACCUGCAAAAUGCUCCCAUGUCAUUGUACACCUGCAUAAUGCUCCCAUGUUGACUCAAAGAUAAAAUAUUUUUGUAUUCAAAGAAAUCAUUAGAAUAUCAAAACAUAAUGUAGCUAAAAAUGUUUAUCCCUGAAAACGGGAUGAAUUUUGUUUGGAAGUGGGUGCGUUAAGGAAAAACUUUGGGAGGUUUUUACAGGUGCAGAAUGACAUAGUAUCCUACCAUUGUAAAAGAGCUUCACUGAAAGAAGAACUUGCUAAAGAAGAAUAUAUAGCAAUAUUUAUAUAAACAUUACUAGUAUAUCUUAUACUUCAUUAUUUGUAAAAUUAUGAGUGCUUUAAAACCUUACCUAAAAUGGUGUGAUCUAUGAUAUAUAUUUAUAUAUGCUUUUUUUUUCCCUAACCACUAAGAUAUUGGGUUUCAUUUAUGGUUCUGCAGUAAAGAAGAUAUUUCUCUUUUUUUUAGCUCACCUGUCACAAAGUGACAGGGUGAGCUUUUGUGAUCGCUUUUUGUCCGGCGUCCGUCCGUCCGUAAACUUUUACUUUAAAUGACAUCUCCUCAUAAACCACUAAGCCAAUUUCAUCCAAACUUCACAGGAAUGUUCCUUUGGUGGUCACCUUUAAAAAUUGUUCAAAGAAUUUAAUUCCAUGCAGAACUCUGGUUGCCAUGGCAACCGAAAGAAAAAACUUUAAAUAUCUUCUUUUAAAAAACCAUAAGAGCUAGAGCUUAGAUAUUUGGCAUGAAACAUCUUCUAGUGAGUGUCUACAAAGUUUGUUCAAAUAAAAGCCCUGGGGUCAAAAUUGGCCCCGCCCCGGGGGGUCAUUGAUUUUCCCUAUAUGCAUAUAGUAAAAACUUAAAAAAUCUUCUUUUAAAGAACCCAAAGAGCUAGAGCUAAGAUAUUUAGCAUGAAACAUGUUCUAAUGGGUGUCUACCAAGUUUGUUCAAAUAAAAGCCCUGGGGUCAAAAUUGGCCCCGCCCCGGGGGGUCAUUGAUUUUCCCUAUAUGCAUAUAGUAAAAACUUAAAAAAUCUUCUUUUAAAGAACUCAAAGAGCUAGAGCUUAGAUAUUUGGCAUGAAACAUCUUCUAGUGAGUGUCUACCAAGUUUGUUCAAAUAAAAGCCCUGGGGUCAAAAUUGGUCCCGCCCCGGGGGGUCAUUGAUUUUCCCUAUAUGCAUAUAGUAAAAACUUAAAAAAUCUUCUUUUAAAGAACCCAAAGAGCUAGAGCUAAGAUAUUUAGCAUGAAACAUGUUCUAAUGGGUGUCUACCAAGUUUGUUCAAAUAAAAGCCCUGGGGUCAAAAUUGGCCCCGCCCCGGGGGGUCAUUGAUUUUCCCUAUAUGCAUAUAGUAAAAACUUAAAAAAAAAAUCUUCUUUUAAAGAACUCAAAGAGCUAUGGCGAAGAUAUUGAGCAUCAAACAUGUUCUAAUAGGUGUCUACCAAGUUUGUUUAAAUAAAAGCCCUGGGGUCAAAAUUGGCACUGCCCAGGGGGUCAUUGAUUUUCCUUAUAUGUGUAUAGCAAAAACUUAAAAAAUCUUCUUUGAAAAAACCCAAAUAGCUAGAGUUAAGAUAUUAAGCAUGAAACAUCUUUUAGUGAGUGUCUACAAAGUUUGUUCAAAUAAAAGACCUGGGGUCAAAAUUGGCCCCGCCCCGGGGGUCAUUGAUUUUCUUUAUAUGUGUUUAGCAAAAACUUUAAAUCUUCUUUGAAAAAACCCAAAUAGCUAGAGUUUAGAUAUUAAGCAUGAAACAUCUUCUAGUAAGUGUCUACAAAGUUUGUUCAAAUAAAAGCCCUGGGGUCAAAACUGGCCCGGCCCCAGGGGUGUCAUUGUUUUUAACUAUAUGUGUAUAGUAAAAACUUAAAAAAAAAUCUUCUUUUAAAAAGCCCAAUGAGCUAGAGCUUAGAUGUUUAGCAUGAAACAUCUUCUUAUGGGUGUCUACCAAGUUUGUGCAAAUAAAAGCCCUUGGGUUAAAUUGGCCCAGCAACGUUGGGGGGGGGAUGGGGGUUGGGGGGGGCCUAUAUACAGGUGAGCGACCUCAGGGCCAUCAUGGCCCUCUUGUUUUCAUUUUUCAAUGUGAUUACUGAUAUACAGCAUAUUGACUUGAAACAAAAAAAUCCUCUGUAUAUUAUAAUUAUGCUCCCGUUAAAUAUCUUAAAAAAGCUUGUCUAUGUUUUAAUUCAAACAAAGCCAGUAGGAAAUUUAAAAAAUGAAUACAGAAUGAAUAGUGAACAGUGCAGACUAUGAUCAGUUGACACAUAUGUACCUGAACUGGCCACAUUGGUAGAACCAGUUGACACAUAUGUACUGGCCAAUCUUGGUAUGCACUGGCCACAUUGGUAGAAUCAGUUGACACAUAUGUGCUUGCCAAUCUUGGUCUGCACUGGCCACAUUGGUAGAAUCAGUUGACACAUAUGUGCUGGCCAAUCUUGGUCUGCAUUGGCCACAUUGGU
Molecule: messenger RNA, 11697 nt
Organism: Ruditapes philippinarum (Manila clam)
Lineage: Eukaryota; Metazoa; Mollusca; Bivalvia; Venerida; Veneridae
Product: next to BRCA1 gene 1 protein-like
Exons: 23
Coding region: 97-3918 (1273 amino acids)
Biological process (GO): macroautophagy
Cellular component (GO): phagophore assembly site
Molecular function (GO): ubiquitin binding; zinc ion binding
Source: RefSeq, a predicted model, not a curated record